Molecule: messenger RNA, 1311 nt
Organism: Neohortaea acidophila
Lineage: Eukaryota; Fungi; Ascomycota; Dothideomycetes; Mycosphaerellales; Teratosphaeriaceae
Product: hemolysin-III related-domain-containing protein
Exons: 6
Coding region: 269-1000 (243 amino acids)
Cellular component (GO): membrane
Molecular function (GO): signaling receptor activity
Source: RefSeq, a predicted model, not a curated record
CACCACGCGAUCCUGUAAGCGCCUGUUAAGCAGGUGCCACGCCUGCUGAGAAUGACAGUGCGCGCAGGUUUACGUUACGACGAGAUACCGGCAUGGCAGAGGUGAUCCCUUCAAAGCUCUCUCGACUGCGCCCGUUUGCUGAACAUGCCUGAUGCAGGGACAACGAAUGCAUCCUCACAGGCUACAGGUAUGGCUGCAGCCAUGACAGCGAAAACAUUGCUGAUGAGCUAGGCCAACGUCGAAUUCGUUCCUGUUGUCGGUGUAGAGCAUGCUGCAAUGGCAUGACGAGACUGUCAACAUCCACACGCACACUUUCGGCUGUGCUCUCUUUGCGGUGUUCCCAUUGCAUUUCUACACCAGGCUAUACAGCAAGGUCGAUGGUGCCCAGCCGAUCGACAAGACCAUGUUCUUUGUCUACUUCUUUGGAGUUGCCGUGUGCUUUGCCUGUUCCUCGAGCUUCCAUGUAAUCUCGAAUCUCAAUCCGAGAGUCUCCAAGAUCGCCAACAGGCUUGAUUACUGCGGUAUCGUCAUACUCAUGUGGAGCGCAAGCAUAGCCUCAAUUCAUUUCGCGUUCGUCUGUCAUCCGACGCUACGCUCCAUGCAUUGGUUUUUGGUAUCCGCAAGUGCGAGCGGUUGCAUAGCUUUCACUCUGUACCCAGAGUUCAUUGGGUCAAGGUUCCGAGCGUACCGAACAUUGAUGUACAGUAGCCUCGGGUUGUUCGGACUGGUGUUUAUGCUCCACGGCAUUUACCUCGAUGGGUUCGCGAUUCAGCGCGAGCGGUUGGCACUCAGAUGGAUGAUCCUCAUGGCCGCUCUCAAUUUCAUUGGAGCAGCCUUCUACGCUACUACGUUUCCGGAGUGCCGAUAUCCGUAUCGAUCCGAUUUCUUAGGAGCAAGUCACCAGUUGCUUCACACUUUCGUGGUGCUGGCGGGAAUCGCACACUACAAGGGCUUGACUGAUGCAUUCCUUGCGAUACGAACGAAACCUUUGGUGUGUUGAAGGGCAGGAUAGCACCGCUUUGUGCACAAGCCGGGGCCGCCAUCGGGAACUUUAUCGCGAGACCGCUUCGAAGGAGAGGGCACUCUACGUCAAUUCCAAUAGAUCGAUAUGGUUCGUUGGUGCCAUCUCUGUGGAAAUUACAUUUGUCUCGCAACGGACAGUAACUCUGCGCUGUUACAAAUCCGAUCCAUGAUUGAUUCGCCAAGACAAGCAAUUUAGAAAGGGGCUUCGUGAUGUUCGGUAGGUUGGAUUAGCCUUGUGGAAACUUGAGGGAGCCUUACGACCGUUGCCAACCUUAAAAAAGACUCGAU